AUGGCAGUUGUACUGUUGCUCCUCAAGACAGUCGGAGUAUUGGGAUUUUUAAGUUUAUUAAUAUUUUAUCUGAGGAAGAUACGACUUUAUCGGGCAGCUGCUAAAUUUCCCGGACCACCGGCACUUCCGUUCAUUGGCAAUGCUCAUGUCUUCGUGGGUAGCACUGAGGACAUACUAAACAAAAUAACGGAAUUAUUGGACGCAUAUCCAUCACCCCUUCGAUUCUGGUUGGGAAGUCGCCUAUUCUUCGGAGUCUGCGAGGCCGAGCAGCUGAAGAUAGUCUUCACGAGUCCGAAGACCAUUGAAAAAGAGGACCUCUACAAAUUUGCACGUCCUUGGCUGGGAACGGGAUUAUUUACGGCACCAGCAUCGAAAUGGCGAGUCCACAGGAAGUUGAUACUUCCGACAUUCAACCCCCGAAUUCUCGAGUCCUUCGUGGAGGUGUUUGCCCAGCAAUCCGAGAUAAUGGUGCGACAGAUGAAAGUGGAAAUCGAUGGAGACGAGUUCGAUGUCUUCAACUACAUAUCCCUGUGCACCCUCGACAUCAUCUGCGAGACUGCGAUGGGAGUGGCGAUGAAAGCCCAGACAGAGGGCGAUCCCACGUACGUAGAGUCAGCGAAGAGGACAUUUGAGAUUUUGUACACCAGAAUGUUCAAAGUCUGGCUGCAUCCGGACGUUAUUUUCAAUAAUACACGACUGGGGAAGGACCAGCGAGAGUGCAUAGAGUAUUUGCAUGGAUUAACAAAUGAUGUGAUAAAGAAGAAGAAGCGAGACCUCGCCAAUGACUCCCCGAUAAUCGAAGACACAAAGCCCCGGAAGGCCUUCCUGGACCUCUUGAUGGAGCUCUCAAACGAGGGAACAAAGUUCACGGACGAGGAGCUCCGAGAGGAGGUGGACACGAUGAUGAUCGCAGGGAACGACACAACGGCCUCAGUGAACUCCUUCGUGAUGCUUAUGCUGGCGAAUUACCCCGAGGUCCAGGAGAGAUGCUACCAGGAGCUCUGCACCAUCUACGGGGACAACAUCAACACUGACACUGCGAUAACUCACGAGGACCUGCACAGAAUGGAGUAUCUCGAGCGAACGAUCAAGGAGACCCUCAGACUCUUCCCCGUGGGUCCAGUCCUAGUCAGAUACGUCAGCGAGGAUCUCGACAUUGGGGAUCACGUCCUCCCUCGGGGGUCGUCAGUUGUGAUUGGCAUACUGAAGAUGCACAGGAGCGAGAAAUACUGGAAGGAGCCCCUCAAGUUCGAUCCUGACAGAUUCCUACCCGAGGAAGUUGCCAAGCGUCAUGCCUAUUGCUUCGUGCCCUUCAGUGCUGGCCCUAGGAACUGCAUUGGUGUCAGGUACGCUAUGAUGGCCAUGAAGACACUUCUGGCUACUGUCCUGAGACACUACGUUCUCAAGAAGGAUCAGUUCGUCAGGAUUGAGGACAUUAAACUCAAGGCUGACGUCAUGCUCAAACCUGUGGAGCCUAUUUCUGUUAAAAUAGAGAGGAGGAGACGUUGAAGAGCCGGGGGGAGCGCCACUGAAAGUUGUACAAUGAGUCACGCUGUUGAUUCUCAUGAUUUAUUCAGACAUCUGGAGGAUUGAUUCAGAAAGAAAUUUUCAUGGAAAAACGUAACGAAUUCGAUGGAAAAUUCUAGUGGAUUUGCUACUGAAAUUCUAGGGGGAAUUCUGUUAGUUUUAUGGCCGAUUCUGCUGAAAAAUUUCAGAGCUUUA
Messenger RNA from Diachasma alloeum, 1722 nucleotides. RefSeq names its product cytochrome P450 4C1. The record is from RefSeq and is a predicted model, not a curated record. NCBI's taxonomy places the organism in Eukaryota, Metazoa, Arthropoda, Insecta, Hymenoptera, Braconidae. Gene Ontology annotation, molecular function: heme binding; iron ion binding; oxidoreductase activity, acting on paired donors, with incorporation or reduction of molecular oxygen. The transcript has 6 exons. Bases 1 to 1509 code for a protein of 502 amino acids.